This is a messenger RNA of Tilletiopsis washingtonensis, 879 nucleotides long. RefSeq lists its product as hypothetical. Gene Ontology annotation, molecular function: RNA binding. NCBI's taxonomy places the organism in Eukaryota, Fungi, Basidiomycota, Exobasidiomycetes, Entylomatales. The record is from RefSeq and is a predicted model, not a curated record. The transcript has 2 exons. Gene Ontology annotation, cellular component: nuclear exosome (RNase complex); cytoplasm. Gene Ontology annotation, biological process: RNA processing. Bases 95 to 760 code for a protein of 221 amino acids.
GAACACAGCGGCUGCGCUGACGUUGCGCGGCUGUUCCCACACUUUUCUGCGCGCCGCUCGUCCGUCUCCUCCACCACACCCGCAUCUCCAAGCCAUGGCCUCUUCCUCUUCACUCGCGCCUCUAGUGCUUCCCGGCCAGCCGCUGCCCAGCAGCAGCGGCAGCAGCGCAGCGCGUGCCGGCGCCGGCACGUAUGUGCGUGGCGCUCACAUGCUCUCGUCGCUGGUCGGGCGGCCCGAUGCACGAGGCGGCGUCACCGGGCGGCCCUCUCGCUUCGUCGUGCCCUCUCCCUCCUCCAUCGUGCUAGGGCGCAUCACGCGCGUCACGCCGCGCCAGGCCACGCUCUCCAUCACCGUCGUCGAUGGCUUGCCCGUCGCUGCCGGCGACGCAAGCGCGGCGGGAGAGGCCAACCGUGCGGCGGGCGAAGAUCCGGCGGGCGCAGACUUCACGGGCGUGAUUCGGCAGCAGGACGUGCGCAUGACGGAGAAGGAUAAGGUCCGGUUGGGCGAUUGCUUCAGACCGGGAGAUAUCGUCAGAGCUAGCGUGAUCUCUCUCGGCGAUGCGCGUUCCUACUACCUCUCAACAGCAGCAAACAACCUAGGCGUCAUCUAUGCGCUGCCCUCCCUCGCGCUAGGCGAGGCAGCACCCGAGAUGGGCACCGAGGCGCUCGCGCCACUCGAGCCGGUGAGCUGGAACGAGAUGCGCGAUCCGCGCUCCGGCAAGACGGAGAAGAGGAAAGUGGCGAGACCGGAGGGAAUCUGAUGCCGCGUCACUGUUGCUGCGCUGCGCUUGAAAGGAGCGGCCGGUGGCGCAUUGCGUCGGCGAGAGAGGAAGAGUGCGGUAUGCGUGCAUUAGAUGAGAUGGAAAGAUACAGUGGUGCA